AUGGCCACCAGACACGCUCCCACUUUAGCCGUGUCCCAGAGCGUGGCGCUGGUGACGCCUGUCUCCGCGUCGACGAUGACCUCGGGACGGAGUCGUCCAGUCGGCGCAAGGCAACGACAAGGUCCGCUGGUUAUCGCCAACCCCGACGAUUCUGAUAAUGAGGACGAACCCUCCCCGACCCAUGUUUCUCCUCUGCGUGUUUCUCCAGUCCGUCCCUCCGCCGCUGGCGGCGCUUCGAAGUCGUCAGACUCAUCGAACCUGGACCGCAACUGUACUCCAGUGACAGAACCAGUUCCAAUCGUAGUCCCGAACGCGGCCAGCACCUCAUCCGGCUCGUUGCCUUCACCAGGAAACGCCUACCCCACAACCACCUUGAUACCGAACGGCCACAGCCCCGCGCCUUCGUCAGGAUCGCCCAACGCUACUCGGCAGAUAGCACUGCCUCAACCUCCGUAUAGCUCUCCACCACUACUUUCCGGUGGCGGUGAACCACAUCGCGGCAUCCCACCGCCGCCGCCACCGCAGCCUGAGCGGCACCGAAUGAUGGUCGGACGUCGCGCCCAAUCGAGCCCGACUGACCAGACGUCAACGCUCUCAGUGUAUAUGGACCCCCGGCGGCCGUCUGGAUUUGAAGGGCCGACACCGACGUCGCCGGGCCGAGCGCUCCCGACUAUCCCAACGUAUCCCAUAAGAUCACAAACUGUACCAUCCCCGACCUACACCUCCGCCAAUGCCGACCACCCCCCUCCCUACGACCCAUCACCUCCUGUGUCGACUCCUUCCAUUGUAUCGCCCCCUGUAACGAGGAGUACCGCAUCAAACUCGUCUUCGAGCCUUCACAGCAUGGAUGGCAACCGGGUUGGCAGUCCGGACGACUCCAGGCUUGGUUCAACAGGUGGCAACAGACAGCGGUCUGGCUCGGUCCAACGCGCUCGACUGCAAGCUACCACCAAUAACGAGCAGUUUGUUGUCGUUGACAUCACGGGCAUUCACACGAGUGAGGGCAUUCGGGAGCGGCUCUUUUCCAAGUUGCAUUUCCGUGAAGAAGACUACCAGUUAUUGUCUAUCUUCCAGACGGACAUUGGAGAGCAGCCAAACAGGAACGCCCUCACCAACCAGGAUCUCCUCCAGUUGUGCCAGCAGCACGGUAACGCUAACGGUACCCUCAAAUUUCUCGUGGUGCCCGACAACAUUCCCUCAACGAGGACCAUGGUUGGGGCGCUGCCAGACCACAACACCCGUCACCCUGUUCUUUAUCCCAUCGUAACGGAUAUCACCGUUCCCCCAUAUUCUGUCGCUGGCCAUCGCUCGAACAGCAGUAGCAUGAGUGGCCCGUCUGAGCCAAUGGACCGAGGCACCGGCAGCCGCACAAGCAUCACGAGCGUCGACGAUGCUAACAUGGUUCGGACGCGGGGAACGCUGGGUUCGUCCAGCUCACACUCGCCGCCCAUGACAGACCCAGUAUCCACGUCCGCUGCGCAUCACCCGUUGAUCGUGCCUCCUCUCCACCAUGGCUCGAGGUCAUUGUCGUCGCCGAACGUGCACACCAUCGAUCCGCUGGCAGACGAUGACGAGGGCACUUACCGACCAGUUCCCGCGGCUACCCCGGCGGCAAGGUCGUCACGGGCGGGCCCGUCGUCUUCUUACUCUGCGGGGCCCUCCGAUGCCGACACGCAAGCGAUUGCCACUUUGGCUGGGAUCACGGAUGACAUGGACGCGGCGACAAAGGCGACGGUCUUGAUGCUCUAUUUGCAGGACCAGGAGGCCGAACAGCAAGCGAGGGCUCAACGCCUUGCACGUGAAGAGGCCGACGAGCGACUUGCCAUGCAGGAGCAAGAAAGCGAGCCGCCUUCUUAUCACCGCCGACAGUCCGAGCUGACCCGACCAACGCAAGCGCCCCACGCAACUCCCAUCAGGACGAACACUGCGCCGUCUCCUAUGUUGGGUAAUGACCUAUCGUCGAACAAAUAUCCACGCCCGCUUCGCCGGCACAUGGGCCCCGUUAUUCGGCGUGGCUCGCGCCCGCAGCCGCCAUACAUCUCAACCAAACAAGGACCGGCGUCUAUGCCCGCCGGGACGGGUUCUGGACACUCUGGUAUGCCGUUGACACCAAUCACAGCGGAGCCGUCGGCUUACCAUGGUGGCCGGUUCUCGGACCCCGACGCGGCAUAUCGCGGCAUCCUUUCCUUCCCUUCUCCACAGCCCAACACCGCGUGGUCAGUCCCUGCACCUACAGUGUCACCAUCUCGUGACCCGCCGCAUCUGACCCAGUUCGGGGGGCGCAGCACAGCGCAAUUUCAACAUUUCGAGAACUACCGGGGUCGCACAGGUUCAGACUCUCGCAUCGAUAAUCGCCAUGUCCGCGACAACAUGUAUCCGAACCCCAGAAACGAUAGGACGCUUCCCUUACGACCUCGGCAUGGCACAAUCGAUUCGCCUUCUGAUGUCGUAUCGGGCAAUGGUACGAACACCUCGGAAUCCACCAUCAUUGCUCCUUCCCAGGGCGACUCGACGUACAUGGCGGUGAACCACGAUUUGCGCCAGUUCCACGACAUCAUUGACGGCCAAGGAGCAAUCGCGGACCCCCAAGGACUGUUGCCUAGCAGCACGCAGGUGGGAAGCAACGAGGCCACGCUGUUCUUUACGCCGCCGGCCAAGCCAACGGACCUCGCUGGUAUGAACCGCCGGACUAGUGGUGACCGUCAGUUGACGAUCACCAAUGCGGACGCUUCCUCAGAUUCGGAGAGCGACACUGGAAGUAUCCAGCGCGUCCAGGGCGCUCGUGCUCCAGAGAACGAUUGGCACGUUCGCCCGGAACCCGAAUCACUCUACGAGCACCUGCAAGAGUUCUUCCCACAGAUCGACAUUGACGCGCCAUUUGUUGACCCGGCCGGUCUCUCGAUGCCCAGCACCCCGUCGUCUGACUCUCCACGUAACACGAGCGAAACACAGCGCCCACCUCCGCCCCAACACCCCGCGCGGCAGCUCACAGCCUCAACGACGCAGAACGCAAAGGUCGACGAGGUGCACAGGAACCCAGUCCGGGGCGCAGUGCACGCAGGUUUCCAGGCUGUUACGAAUGCGGCUGCUGCUGCCUUCAACAAGUCGGAGCACCGCCGCUCGAUUCGUAACGUCGCCGACCUGCGCCGGCGGUCCAUGCAGAAGCACAAGGUAGAUGCUUGCCCUGUUGACCAAGGCAAUCAGGUCGUCGCGGAAGGUGCGGUAGGGGUCCGGCGCAGCUCGAGCAUGUGGGGUCACCGUGUAGUGGAGGUCACACAAAGCCAGAUUCCACCCUCAAUUCCCGAAUCGCCAUGCUCUGACGGUCGUCCUGUGACCUUGAACUGGGUCAGGGGCAGGAUGAUUGGCAAGGGCUCGUACGGCAGAGUGUACCUGGCACUGAAUGCGACCACUGGCGACAUGAUGGCAGUCAAGCAGGUCGAGCAGGCUUCCCCAGAUGACGGAACAGUAGACUCGCGGCAGAAGACCGUGAUAGCCGCUCUGCAAAAGGAGAUCACCCUUCUCAAGGACCUGUACCACACGAACAUUGUCACAUAUCUCGGCUUUGAGACGAGCCUCGAGUACGUGUCCAUUUUCCUCGAGUACGUCCCGGGCGGCACCAUUGCUUCAAUCUACCGGACACCCAACCAGGGCCGUUUCGAGGAGCAGCUGGUCCAGUUCUUUACCAGCCAGAUCCUUCAAGGCCUCGCGUACCUGCACAACCGAGGCAUCUGGCACCGCGACCUCAAGGGCGACAACAUCCUUGUCGACGCCAACGGCGUGUGCAAGAUUUCCGACUUUGGCAUUUCGAGGCAGACAGCGAAUGUGUACGACUCGUACGACAAUGGCACAAUGAUGAAGGGUUCCAUCUUCUGGAUGGCACCCGAAGUCCUUCAUUCGCAAGGCGAGCGCACUGGGAGCCGUAAGGACCCCGAAGGCGAGCGCACUGGGAGCCGUAAGGUGCCGGAAGGCGAGCGCACCUAUAGCGGCAAGGUCGAUAUUUGGUCGCUGGGCUGCGUUGUCCUGGAGAUGUUUACGGGAGCUCGCCCAUGGAGCGAAGUGCAAGAACAGAUGCAAGUCAUCCUGAAGCUCUUUCACCAAUGCAGGCCAAGCAUCCCGAGUGAUGUGCGUUUCUCCGCCCAGGCACUAAAGUUCCUGUUUGAGUGCUGCCUCGUGAUCGACCCCAACGCCCGCCCCACCGCCGUUGAGCUUCUAGAGCAUGAGUUCGUCACCGACCUGGACCCGACGUGGACCUUCCACGAAUCGAGGAUUGGCAAGGCUGUCGCACGGCGGCUUGACAAGGCACGCGCAGAAACGUCGAUGAACAACACGAGCGGAAACUCUGGCAUGGGAUAG
This is a messenger RNA of Cutaneotrichosporon cavernicola, 4353 nucleotides long. RefSeq lists its product as uncharacterized. Gene Ontology annotation, molecular function: ATP binding; protein kinase activity. The transcript has 4 exons. The record is from RefSeq and is a predicted model, not a curated record. Gene Ontology annotation, biological process: protein phosphorylation. NCBI's taxonomy places the organism in Eukaryota, Fungi, Basidiomycota, Tremellomycetes, Trichosporonales, Trichosporonaceae. Bases 1 to 4353 code for a protein of 1450 amino acids.